UGUUUAUUAAACAUCGACGAAUAUCGAGCAUCUCUACUGUGGCCAUAAAUAAAAGAAAAAGAACUAGCUUUGUUGUGUUGUUGCAUUUGUGAAGAAGAAGAAGAAGAAUAAUACGGAAACAGGUUGUUGCUGGUUGCUUAGUAGCGCAGUUUGUAUAAUUUCUUUAUUUUUGUAGAAAAAAAGGUAAUCUGAUAAUGGGCAAAAUAUUUCUGGAUCACAUUGGUGGUACUCGCCUAUUUUCAUGUGCAGCGUGUGAUGUCAAUCUAACAAAUCGUUCAGAGUUAAUCAGUACCAGAUUUACGGGAGCCACAGGUCGAGCAUUCUUGUUCCACAAAGUGGUGAACCUGAUAUAUUCUGAAGUCCAGGAUCGCGUGAUGCUUACAGGUCGACAUAUGGUACGAGAUGUUUCUUGCAAAAAUUGCGCCACAAAACUAGGAUGGGUGUAUGAAUUUGCUACUGAAGAGAAUCAAAGAUAUAAAGAGGGGCGUGUAAUUCUUGAAAGAGCUUUAGUUACUGAAACAGAUGGUAUUGAAGAAAUUCAAGUCAACAAUGAUGAUUAAAUAAAAUGUCAGAGACUAAUUCAGUGUA
Molecule: messenger RNA, 588 nt
Organism: Diatraea saccharalis (sugarcane borer)
Lineage: Eukaryota; Metazoa; Arthropoda; Insecta; Lepidoptera; Crambidae
Source: the annotation of a GenBank genome assembly